UAUCACCAUGACAACAACAUUGUUUGUGGGGUCCAAAAAAAGGUGGCCAAGUGAAAUGCUGGUCAUAUAGAAUCUGAUUUUCCUUUUUUUUCUUCGAGAAUUGAAAUCAACAAAUGGGCGAGUCAACAUUUCUUCAUUCUUCAAACAACCCGCCUGUCGCCUUUGUCGUUUGGCUGACCCUUGAACCCCGGGAGAAUGGCGCUUUCUGCCCCGCUGCUGCACACAGACACCCUCGGAAGUGGAACACCGCCACCUCUGAGACAUCUGGUAGAGAAAGGAGGGAGCAGAGUGCCAAACCAUCUACUGGAAUCCAAAGUCUAUUUCAAAGAGAAGAGCAACAGCCUGAUCGAAGUGGAUCCUCCUGAAAUCCACUUCACUGGCUUCAAGCUGGAAAAGGACUACGCGAGGAGUGUGAAACUAAUCAACAUCUCAUCGCGAGUGCUGAAUAUUCAUAUCAUCCCCACCCAGUCCAAGCACUUCCGAACAACCUACGCCAAAAAGUGUCGGCUCAUUCCUGGCCUCGCCUACACAGUGAAGGUCAGAUUCUGUCCCCACGAGUGGGCUCGUGUCUCCGACUGUAUUCGGGUUCACUGUGAGGCUGACCAGAACCUCCUAAUUCCCGUUUACGCUUACCCUUCCACCGCCCAUGUCCAAGUCCCGCCACGCAUUGACUUACCACCUACACCACUUGGACAAAGUGUUAGCCAUGUCAUUCCACUGAGCUGCAGAUCUCCCAAUAAUUUGGAGUUCCAAGUGGACCUGAUUGAGCCGAAUGAGGCUUUCUCCAUCUCCCCACUCUCAGGUGUGAUUCCAGCCAAUGGUCAAGCGAUGAUCACCGUUGCCUUCAAACCCUGUCGCUAUGAGACUAGUCAGGUCACUGUCCGGCUAGUUGUCUCACAGUUUAACACAAAAUCCUACCUCUGUACCAUUACUGGAAGCUCCGCCCCUCUCCUCGCUCUCAGGGAGAUGGAUCAUCGGGGCACGUCUGCUAAAAGUAAAGGAUCUUUACCAGCCAUCCAGGUGUCUUCUCAGGUUAAAACACUAAGUCCAGUCAAACAAAAGUCCACCAAGGAUGACGUCAAAGCAAAGCCGGCACCAAAACCUCUGGUGGAUGCCUCCACCCACACAGGCGUGGCAAAGAUACUGCAAAAGGACCUCAGCAAACUUUGCCUUGAACACCAAAGUGAGGAUCUGCAGGACAGGCAGAAGAAGGAAGCACUCUUCCUGAAGAAGGUUCAACAGAAUGAUAAGGAAGAGCAAACCAAUCGCCUGCGAGUACAAGUUCAUCAAGGUAAAGACCCAGUGACGGAGGCAACCAGGUGCCAGGUCCUGGAGGAAAGAAAGGUUGCGUUACAACAGUACAAGGUCAGGAAGGGAGAAGUAAGACAGGAGGAUGACUUCACGAGUGGACCACCGAAACUUUACUCCAUUCGGCUAAUAUGCGAUGCUGGUCAGACCCCCAAGGGAGCGCCUGUCUUCCAGUUUCACCCUAGCUUCCAGUGGGAGCUAAAAGAGAGGGCCAUUAAACUAUUUCAGCAGGCAGCACGCAAGGUUGUGAUGCAGUGUCGCUUGAAGAGAAUCCUGGCCUUUUGGAGGAAACUUCCAGACAUUACAGCAAGCUCGCUCUCGGCACAGAAAGUCGAAGAAGAGGAAGCUAGUUUGAUGAAGAUCCCCGCAGACAGAAUCUUUCCGUCUUCUUUUCCACUCUGCUCACAUGAAGCUGAUUCGCUGGCUCUUCCCUUUGCUGCAGUGCCUGUGGAUGCGGUUGAUGUAAAAGUAACAACGCACGUCCCCACCUUCAAGCUCCAAGUUCCUCAAUACUACAAGACUAUGGAAUACCAGCCUGUGUCAGCCUGGGAGGCCUUUAAUUCCUUCAUCCCCACCACCCUGGCCCGGCCGCUUCGCAAUCCAGAUCCAGAUUCUGACUCCAAGCCACCCACACCAGGGCAGGACGAAGAGCAAGAUGCCAGCGAUCUUAACUUUACUUUUCCUGGUGCUCUACUUAGACCCAUUCAAGCACACCCACUCAGAAUCUUUAACCCUGCUCCUGGCCUCCAGGCCUACAAGCCGACCCCUAAAUACCUCGAAAGCGAUGUGGACUUCCACCUCUGCCCGCUGCCUCGUUAUUCCACCGCCGAGGGCCACACAAGUGGGAUGGAGUCACAAACUUUGCACACACAGGCUCUGGACCCAAAGGGAGAAAUCACAGGAUUGAAGACGUGGGACAAAUUUGACUUAAACACAGCAACAUGUUUGUCCAAACAGGCUGCUCUGACCAGCAACAUCCUAAAUGGUUCUACAGACUUUAAUAAAGACCUCCUUCCUGUCUCGACACCUGCUGCUUUCACCCAUCUUCCUGCCUAUCUCUCAGGAGAGGCGGACAAAAAGUGUGACUCAAAGCUGACCCCAGAGAUGAUCAGGUUAGAAUUCCUCGCUGGUCUUCAGUGACUACCUUCCACAUGAUAUGAUGUGGGGACCUGGAGGUGUUUUGGUCUUGAUCGACUCCAUCUGGCCCGGGGAUGUCCACUCACAGCCAGCUCGGAUGCGUCAGCGAAGGCGGAAGUCAUCGAAGAAGGUUUCGGCUCGCGACAGAGACGCGCCAAUUCCACAAUUUUUCCCUCCGGAACACCGCAAGCUACAUGCAGCCCAACCUUCCCCUCCUCAGAUGUUUGGUAACCCAAUCGACCACUUCGCCAAACAUUUCUCCGACUGGGUUGUCAGUCACCUGGACAGCGGCAACAAUGACGUCAUCUCAUUGCCGCCCCCUGAUGACGUAACUCCGCCCACUUCUGAUGACGUCAUAGACCAAGAUUUUUUUUUCUAUCUUCUGCUUUUUUUUUUCAGCCGCCUUGUAAGGACCUUAAUUCCAAAAUAAAACAUGACCAAGACAUUUUUUUACAGACCUGCUCACCAGGUUUGUCAUUGUCCUCCAGGACUCAAGCUCCACCUCCAGUGACUAUUGCUCCGCCCACAGCAUGUACUUUUUUCCCCUGUGCUCCCACCCAGUCUCAAGUGGCAUGUGUGAAUAGACAUUUUGGACAAUUUAAAGGGGAGGAGUAUACCCCCCUCCUGACCUCCCUCCACCCACCCCUGAAGACGGUUCCAGACCGCAAGGAGCGCGUCUGGUAUCCGCUUCUUGAGGGGGGGGCUAGUGCUGGGAGCUGUGCUAGUGGGGUGGCACAGCUGCGCCCAGCCAAGCCGCAACCCCCGGCCCGGCC
Molecule: messenger RNA, 3218 nt
Organism: Entelurus aequoreus (snake pipefish)
Lineage: Eukaryota; Metazoa; Chordata; Actinopteri; Syngnathiformes; Syngnathidae
Gene: cfap221
Product: cilia and flagella associated protein 221
Exons: 25
Coding region: 196-2448 (750 amino acids)
Biological process (GO): cilium movement; cilium assembly
Cellular component (GO): cilium
Source: RefSeq, a predicted model, not a curated record